UUGACGUUUUCACAAAUCGUGUUUGUUUACAAUUUAGGAGAAAACCAAGAACGAGGAAAACUCGCUGAAUUUCCGAGAAAAUUAGUCUUAGAGGAUGGCUGGAGCACCAGCUGAAGAAAACAUUGACCAAGCAGAGUUUGAUGAGGAUGAAUUUCUUGGUGAUACCCCAACUGAAGCCACCCAGUCAGGGAGGAAGCGACUAUUUAGCAAGGAACUUCGAUGCAUGAUGUAUGGUUUUGGAGAUGAUCAGAAUCCCUACACGGAGAGCGUUGAUAUGCUGGAGGAUUUAGUAAUUGAAUUCAUAACAGAAACUACACACAGAGCUAUGGAAAUUGGUCGAACGGGACGUGUCCAGGUGGAGGAUAUUGUCUUCCUUGUGCGCAAAGAUCCCCGGAAGUAUGCUCGUGUGAAGGAUCUCCUAACCAUGAAUGAGGAACUGAAGAGAGCACGGAAAGCCUUUGAUGAAAUUAAGUAUGUUGGCACGGAAGGGAAGCCCAAAUAGAUUUUAAUUUCUUUUUAAAAA
This is a messenger RNA of Lutzomyia longipalpis, 523 nucleotides long. RefSeq names its product transcription initiation factor TFIID subunit 13 (gene Taf13). Gene Ontology annotation, biological process: transcription by RNA polymerase II. Gene Ontology annotation, cellular component: transcription factor TFIID complex. The transcript has 2 exons. Gene Ontology annotation, molecular function: protein heterodimerization activity. Bases 95 to 502 code for a protein of 135 amino acids. The record is from RefSeq and is a predicted model, not a curated record. Lineage: Eukaryota; Metazoa; Arthropoda; Insecta; Diptera; Psychodidae.